This is a messenger RNA of Ostrinia furnacalis (Asian corn borer), 2242 nucleotides long. RefSeq names its product Actin-related protein 2/3 complex, subunit 2 (gene Arpc2). Gene Ontology annotation, molecular function: structural constituent of cytoskeleton; actin filament binding. The transcript is spliced from 8 exons. Bases 144 to 1052 code for a protein of 302 amino acids. Gene Ontology annotation, cellular component: Arp2/3 protein complex; actin cytoskeleton. The record is from RefSeq and is a predicted model, not a curated record. NCBI's taxonomy places the organism in Eukaryota, Metazoa, Arthropoda, Insecta, Lepidoptera, Crambidae. Gene Ontology annotation, biological process: actin filament polymerization; Arp2/3 complex-mediated actin nucleation.
AUUCAUUCCGAGCUUCCUUUUCUUUCUGUCGUUUAUGGAUAUACACGGGCGGUCAUCGUUGAAGAUUUCCGUAUAAAUUAUUAAAUGAAGGUGCUAUAGACGUUGAUUUUAUGAAAAAGCCGUAGGUUAUAAAAUUAUAAAUAAUGAUCUUACUCGAGAUCAAUAAUAGAAUUAUAGAAGAAACGCUAACUGUGAAAUAUAAAAAUGCACUGGCGCGUUUAAAGCCUGAGUCCAUUGAUGUUACGGUUGCAGACUUUGAUGGAGUUCUCUUUCAUAUAUCAAAUGUCAAUGGAGAUAAAACCAAAGUUAGAGUUAGUAUAUCACUGAAGUUCUACAAGCAAUUAGAAGAGCAUGGAGCAGAUGAGCUCCUUAAGAGGGUAUAUGGAGAACUCCUCACUGAAACAGAGUCUGGUUACAAUGUCUCCCUGCUGCUCGACCUGGAGAGCAUCCCGGAGGACUGGGAGGAGGUGGUGAAGAAGGCGGGCCUGCUCAAGAGGAACUGCUUCGCGUCCGUGUUCGAGCGCUACUUCCGCCUGCAGGAGGACGGCGACGUCGGCCACAAGCGCGCCGUCAUCAACUACAGACAGGACGAGACUCUAUAUGUCGAAGCACAAGAAGACCGUGUAACAGUGGUGUUCUCAACGGUCUUCAGACACGAAGAUGAUAUGGUCAUUGGAAAAGUUUUCAUGCAAGAGCUGAAAGAAGGCAGAAGAGCAUCCCACACAGCUCCUCAGGUUCUGUUUUCACACAAAGAACCGCCAUUAGAACUCAUGGACACGGAUGCUAAAGUAGGAGAAAAUAUCAGUUACGUUACUUUUGUACUAUUCCCGCGACACACGUGCGCUUCGGCGCGCGCGAACACCAUCGACCUGCUGCACAUGUUCCGCGACUACCUGCACUACCACAUCAAGUGCUCCAAGGUGUACGUGCACUCCCGCAUGCGCGCCAAGGCCGGCGACCUGCUCAAGGUGCUCAACCGCGCGCGACCGCAGCCCGCCCGCCCUGCCGAGCGCAAGACCAUCACGGGGAGAACGUUUGUCAGGCGAGAUUGAGUGUUGCGAGCCGGCGGGACGUAGGGCCGGCGCGAGCUGUGGUCUCGUCGGCGCCGCCACGCGCCGCUGCCCUCGCUCGGUCACAAAGUACUUAUCGUCCCGCCGCCCGCGGGCGACUCGUGCGCAUCCUAGUAUAAAUAUUUAUUGUCAACUCUUGAGCGUAGCGUAAAGUCGAUAAAUAAUGUUGCCGUAGUACUUGUUGAUGACGAGAUCAUGCUUUAUCACGAUGAGAGUUCUAUUUGUAGCUCGCGACCGGUUCCCGUGUCGGCGGCCGCCGGGCCGGAGUCCAUCGAGACCGAACUUUCCUUUAGCUUACGUAAUUUUGUUGUGUAAGUUACGCGAUUACCGAUCCUCAUGUAGGGUAAAUGUAUUAUAAAAUAUAGCCUAUACUUAUUGUUUUGGUUUACGAAGUUGUAAAAAUGUAUAUCUCGGGAUUAUCAAGACAGGUAUGAUGCACAAACUUGUACGAAUUAUCGAUGACUAAUAUUAAACACCGCUCCUCCGUUUAGUUUCAUAAUGUUAUGAUAUGCAAUAUACGAACAAUAAUUUUAAUAAAAUUAAUUUUCAGUUUUAGGUAGGUCCGAUUCAAUUAUAAUAAUGUGUAAGUGAAAGUGUAUAGUAUUUCUCAAUGGUUUGUUCCAUAGUCAGGAGGGGACAUGCAAUGGCCUUAUUGUCGAGGGGGCCGCGCGUCGCUAGACCCGCUAGUGUAGCCGCGGUACACUUUGUAAUAUCUAACUUAAGUGCAAUUUGAUUACACACCUUUUUAUUCCGACUUGCAUUUAAUUUUAAAUUAAAUAAAUUUUAGUAAACCAUGAUUUGCAUAUUACAUAUUUUAUUGUGUGUAGUUAGUGACAUCCCAAAUUAAACAUUGAGACGUGUAUCGGCAUGCAUUUGUGUUCCGUAAUUUUAACUAAAUAAAUUGCUCAAUGUUUUCGAACACCAAGGGCUGGAAUAUCGUAUCAAAGUAAAUCUAGAUGGUAAUCAAGUUUCAGUGUACCUCAAGUGUUUGCCAGGAGUAGCGUGAAGUGUGUGCAGUCGGGACUGCGGACUGAGUGAUUGUUGAGACGUUCUCGCCCACCCGAGGGAAUUUAUGAAAUUUGAAUGUAUUCGCUAAGUCAUAAACUAAAGAAGACAUACUAUUGUAACAUGACAGUAUAAAAAUAACAUACGGGAUGUUUGGUAAGAAUGAA